AUGAGGGCGCAAUUGGCCCGCCAUGCUCGACGGGCCCUCAUCCAGCAAGUCCGAUCCCCGUCUUGCGCCGUCUACUCAGCUCCCCUCCGCCGAAGAUGUACACCUAGAACGAUCAACAAUGGCUACUCGAAACGAUUCUUCCUCGACGGCCUAUUCGCUAAAGCACCCCGAGACAUUCGUCAACCCGAAUUCGAGCCAGGAUGGCAAAAGAUUAUGAUAUGGAGGAGUCGCAUGCUCGACAACCUACGGCCUCCGCCAACACCAGAGCUCGUUCAAGCCUGGCAGUCUUUCUUUGAAGAAAAGCUUUCCAGCCGAAUGCCAUUGAACGGUACGCAGGCAAUGCAAUGCCACCGACUCCUCGGUUACCUUCUCAAAGAACGAGAAUUCCCCAGCCAAUCCAAAAUUGAGGGUCCUGAUCUUAUAAAAGCCCUCAAUGCUCUUGGUCGCCUGAGGCCUCGUGAACGGACUCAAGACCAUCUUGAAUUGGCCAGAAAUCUUUGGUCAGCCAUCAACUCCAGCGAGUUACACACAAAGCCGGACUGGACCGCUUCGGGUUCUCUAUGGUGCCAAUACAUCAGUGUGCUGUGCACGUUUGGUGGAUCUAAGGAAGCUCUCGAAAUGGUAUACGGCAACUGGGACAAGGUCUUGGAAUUUUGCAAGAAGAAGACGAAAAAUCCUAUAUUGUGGUUGGCUGAAGGGUUGGCACGAGAGGGCUACGAAGAGGAUCUGAUCAAGCUUGUCAAACAUGCCGAAAACAAUGGAUAUCCGUUUGAUACACAGAUUCAACGUGUGUUGGUCACUUUCUUUGCUCAGAGGAAUCGAAUCUCUGAGACGCAGUACUGGUUCGAGAAGCCACUGUCUGGAAGUCGCUCCAACCAUAUCAUACCCCUAAUUGCUACUUUUGCAUCCCGCAACGACUUGAAAGAAUGGGCGGUCCCCUAUUUCCUCGAAAUAGGUGACCAGCUCACCAACAAACCGGAAAAGCAUUAUUGGGAUAGCUUAUUGCAGGCAAUUGUUAUCGUCGGAAGAGGCUUGCCAGAAGUGGAAAACAUGAUGUCGCAAAUGGAAAGCUCCCAGAAGGUUUUCAAACCGGAUACAGCCACCAUAAACAGCCUCCUUCGGGCGGCCCUGGGCUUGAAGGACAUGGUGCUAGCUGAAGAGGUCCUCUCGCUUGCUGCAGACAAGGGUCUGCCACUUGAUGGUGAAUCUCACCUUAUUCUUAUGGAGAUGCGAAUCCAAGCGGAUUACAUACCAGGAGUUCAUGCAGCGUACAAAAAAGUAACACAUCAUGAGCCCUGGCACGUUCAGCCUGAUCUGUGGUGGGAUUUUAGUCGACUGGUGAACGGGUACUUGAUGACCCUCAGCUCACAGGCAACACCAAAUUUCAAAACUAUCGGUGAGAUUAUCGAGAUGUGUGAGGAGAACCAAGUACUUCUUGAGCCAGAGACGAUUUCUUCACUCUGCCUUAGAUUCUUGGAAAACGAGCAGCAUUUCGAGGUGAUGGACAUAUUAUCCGUUCACGCUUUUCAAUACAGUGCCACUGAGCGGGAGGUCAUUCAGGAUGCAUUUACCAAAUUUUGCAUUGAUGGCCAAACGAGCACUUCGCGAGCAUGGAACGGCUAUCAAAUUCUACGACAAUUCUUCCAAGAUCUCAGUUUUGACCAUCGCGUGAAGCUGAUGGAGGCUUUCUUUGAUCGAAAACGUCCAGAUAUGGCCGCCCAUGUAUUUGGCCACAUGCGGCAGCACCGGAAUAGCGACUAUCGCCCCAAGCGAGAGACGUAUAUCACGUUCUUUGAGAGGUUCUCACGAUGUCCAGAUGAAGAGUCGUUGGAAAUAGUCCACAACAUGCUCAAGAUGGACACAACAGUGGCGCCGAACACCAAACUUUACACUGCCCUCCUAUUAGCUUAUGCAGCUUGCAGCAAGGGUACCCAGGCGAUGGACUUUUGGCAAGCUAUCACGGCGUCCCAAGAAGGGCCCUCGUACGCCAGUUUGGAGGCUGUGUUUUGGGCUCUUGAGCGCACGCCGAACGGUUCAAGGCAAGCAAAUAUCAUCUGGAAACGGAUAGAAAGCAUGGAUGUGGACAUUCCGCCAUCGGUGUUCAACGCUUAUGUCGGGGCUAUUGCUGGUAGUGGAGAGGAAGAGAAGGCUGAGGAUACGAUUAUGCGCAUGGGCUUGGCGACGAAGGGUGAGCCUGAUGCAAUGACGCUUGGCAUUGCGUUCAACGCUCUUCCAGGACAGACACUACAAGCGAACUUCAAGAACUGGGCCCAGUCGCGGUAUCCUAAAGCAUGGGCCGAUCUGGAGUCCAAGGGCAAGCGACUCAACAAGGACUCGCUAUGCCAGUAUAGGCUCAACAGGAUAUUAACAGCCUGA
This is a messenger RNA of Fusarium sp. VM40, 2376 nucleotides long. The record is from the annotation of a GenBank genome assembly. Lineage: Eukaryota; Fungi; Ascomycota; Sordariomycetes; Hypocreales; Nectriaceae.